UGAGAGGAAGGAACAGGAUCAUUAAUCAGACCCAGUGUAACAUGUCUACCAUACCCAGAAAGAGGAAAAUGUCAAGACCAAAACUAAACCCUCAAACAUCAGAUGACAUAAAGGAGGUGGGGAGAGAGGCUGAAGGUAGUGGAAUGACACCAUCUGAAAAUUCUGGAAAAAGCUCCCAGAAAAUAAAGAGAACUUACACCAGAAAAAAGUACCAUGAUCUCCAGCCUGUGGUCAUUGGACCUACAGAGGAUUCAGCAAAUGGGUCAUCUUGCAGUUCAGUUAUCACUUCCAGUCUUGUCAAUGGCUUGGAAAGCCAACAUAUACCCACUGGCCACACCAGCACCUGCAGUAUGGUGGGGGAAAUAGAUGAAUCCAGUUCAGAGACUAUAGAAGAAACAGUUGUCACAGAUUUUGUGCGGAAUAAGAAACGGAAGAUGGAAGUUGGUCAGCUCUCGUUAAAAAAGUACAUUGAGGAAGUAAAACAGACAGUUCCUGUUAUAGUUCCCGUUGCUCAGUUCACCCUGAGGAAUCAGAUAGCGAGCAGUACACAGGAACAGAAAGAACUUCAGUGUACCAAGAAAGAGUCUCCUGUUUAUCCUGCAGGAAGUCAGGAGGAAAGAUGGCAACUGCAGAUUUUGGCAAAGGGUCGUGUUACCUGCCCAAAAUGUAAAAGCGUUGGAAGAAAGACAGUUGAGGGCUUGAAGAGGCACCUGGAAACUUGCAGACUGAAUCCCUUUACAUGCCCACACUGUGGGAAACAACUAAAAACGUCUACUGGAAUGAAGUACCACCUUAUGGCUGACCAUAACAACCUGCCCAUUCCAGAGACUGGGAAUGACGUAGCUGACCAAGCCGUGAAGGAGAAAUUACGUAAAGUCCUGAAGAGGAUGGGGAAAUUAAAAUGUUCAAAAGAGGGAUGCACUGGCAGUUUCACUAGUAUAAUGGGUUAUGUGUACCACAUGAAGAAAUGUGGCAAAGAGGAGUCCGAGUUGGAGAAACUGUUAUUGAACUGUAAACACUGUGGAAAAGCAUAUCGCUCUAGAGCAGGCCUGGAGUACCAUGUCAAGAAUGAGCACAGUCCGGUGCAGACACCCCAGGAAAAUGAAAUAGAGGAGGUAAAGACACAGAUAGAGCCCAUCACAGAGCGUACACAGAGCGGACGGGUCAAGCGUUUGUCAGCGCAGGUGGCAGUGUUCCACUUGAGAGAGAUCGCCAGUGAGGAGCUUCUGAAGGAGUGGCCUAAAAGGAAAGUGCAGCGUGACUUGGUGCCAGAUGACAGGAAGUUGAAGUACUCCCGUCCUGGGUUACCUGCCUUCAGUCAAGAGACUAUGUGCAAGUGGAAGAAUGAAGUCAAACUGCAUAAAAAAUUGCAAUGUCCGAACAAGGGAUGUGAUUGCUUCUAUACCAGUGUAUCUGGCUUAAAGGCUCAUCUUGGCCUAUGUACCUUGGGGGAAUUUCAGACUGGGAAAUAUAAAUGCUUGAUAUGUAAGAAAGAAUUCCACUCUGAAAGUGGAGUGAAGUACCACAUCAAUUCCAUUCACUCUCAGGACUGGUUUGUUGUGCAGUCAAAAGCCAAGACUUCCAAAUUUGAUAAACUGCACUCAGUCAAGACUCAGCCAAAGGAAGACUCCAUAAAGCAUUCAGAACUUCCCUCACCAAACCGAGCCCUCAGUUUACCCCAGGUCCCCAACACCUGGCAGAAGAGACAGAAAUCAGCGGUGCCCAUAUCAAGUGGGACAACAAAUCCAGGAAUUGAGAAAAUGAAGAGGAAGGAGGUCAGAAAAAGCAGAAAGGGAAAAGCGAGCAAACAGGAGAAAGAUUGCUAUGAAUUCAGCGGCAGUGACAGUCAGAGCAGCAGCAGCAGUAGUGAGAGUUCAAGCAGCGAAUCAGAGGCUGAAGACACAGCGGACCAGAGAAAAGACAACUGGGCCCUCAACAGGCCCCUCGUGAAGCCUAGGUCCAACCAGAAUUCAGUGGAAGAAAAGGUAUUAAUGGCAUCUGCUGCCCUGAAAUUGGGGGAGCAGAGAGCAAUGGGUUUUCCCUGUGAAAAGGAUGAGGAAGAGCAUACGGGACUGGCUAUCCAUGAGAAUAAAGAGGUAACUCGUGAUUUGGGUAAAGAACUCCUCAGUUCUUCAGAGCCUCAGAAGAUGGAGUCAGAGUUACGGAAGUCUGGCUGUGAUCUACUGGAUAAAGGUGUGAAACCAGAGGCUAACUCUGACAUGACCAGUGCAUCAUUAGAGAUGAGCCAAGAACUACCUCAAGAAUUUUCCUCCCAAGUUCCCCAUGAUAUAGGCCAGGAGAGUCUGCUUAACAAAGAGGGAGUCCAGAAGAAGCUAGGGCGUCCUAAUGCAAACCCCCGUAUUGAGAAGACCCCUGCCAAAAGGAGGAAAAAGGAGAUCAUUCCACUGAUUCUAUCCCAUCAUGAGAAUUCUGCAACCUUGGAUACCUCUGAACUAACUGCUAGUGGUCGGCCCAAGAGGAGAGCUGCUAAAAUUGCCUUAGAUUAUCUCCACAACCUGGUCAAGGAUCUUGGUCAUACAGAGUCCUCAACGAAAGACACGAACAAACAUAAUAAAGUGGACAGCAAGUCAAAGAAGAACGACACAGCAAGAGGGAAGGGGACAAAGAGAAAAGUUCCAGGUUAUAACAGCGACAUAGAUGAUGAGGAUUUCACCCCAGAAAAGGAUGAAGAGGCAGAGAGUGACGAAGAUGACGAGGAUUCGGAGCCAGACAUGGCUUUGUCAUGGAGCUUGGACAUGGAGCGCCGAAACAGACAGUCUAAAGGACGUUUUGUGAGUCUAUGGUCCACAUCAUAUACCCAUACAUCUGCUGCUUUCACUUUUACACGAGAAAACAUCAAAGGAAAGAUUGAACUGCAGAGGAUGAAUAGGUUUGAAUCAUUGCCACAUCAAGCUUCUCGCUGGGACUCUCUGUUCUUUGUGGGGGGUCCCGUGCGAUCCAUGGAGUGGUGCCCGUGUCCUGACGGGGCGGCAGGAUCACAGUAUGCUACCAUCUACUGCCACGAGGGCAUGGACGACAGACACAAAGUCAACCAGCUGCACACAGGGCCUGUCUUACUGCAGCUGUGGGACUUCUGAAGCCUUCAGUGCAAAAGCAGUUUUAAUUUUUAUCAGACUCUACAGAUGUCUAGAUUAGGACUUCUAGCUGCAGCUUUCUCUAAUGGAACCAUCAGGGUCUACAGUCUUCCUCACCCAGAAGCCCUUACAGCACACCAUCUGAGUAAAGGAGGAACCAGCCAAGCACCACUGAUAUGCCGGGUGAAACCAGUUCUGACGUUGAAAAUGGGCUCUAGCCAGGCAGAUCAUAAAGGCCAAAGUGGCAUAUGCUUUGCUAUGGAUUGGCUCCAUGUCAAGCCACACAAUCUUCUGGCUGCUGGCUUCUAUGAUGGUGUGGUAGGUCUGUGGGAUCUGACUAGCAAGUCACCACUGCAGAAAGUCAAGUCUUCAGAUGGGUUUUAUUUUCUUUACCCUUACCACUGCUUCCUGGCACAUGACGAUUCCAUACGUACCCUGUGCUGGUGCAGAGCCUCAAGUAACUUGUUGGUGACAGUCGGAGAUGACCGCAUGGCUAAAAUGUGGGACCUGAGGAAAACCUAUGUACCACUCUUUGCGGUAAAGCGUUGUCUGUCCCCUGAAGUGUACUGGCCCCUCUUUUGGAGUGGCAUCUUCAUCGCUCCGGAGUGUUGCUAUGCCACGUUUGGACAGCAUGGGGUUCAUUAUUUUGAUUCAGGUUACCUUGGAAUAAGGCCUUACUUUGUAUGUCCCAGAAGAGCCACUCUUUGGAGUCUUUCUAUGUCUGAUUGGAUAAAUGCUGUUGCUAUUGGGGACAGUAGUGGAGAUUGUUUAUUUAGUUUGAUUCCUCAAAUGAACUCCGAUCCCAGCUCUAUGAAGCGACGAAGAUUUUCAGUCUACAGAACUGACCAGGUCCAGUUUCAACCCGGUCAGAGGCCUGGAAAUGAGAAAGAGGAGGAAGAGGAGGAAGGUGCGAGUCUUACAAGUAUUCCCAGACAGGAGCCACGGAGCUAUAAAGGAGCCAUCAAAAAGUACUACCUCCACUUUCACGACGUGGACCUGGGGAACUUUGCUAAGUGUAACGAGCGGCCCAUGAUGAAGCAUAUGCAAGCAGCUGAGAAUAAAGGUGAUAUUAAAGUGGAACAGAUGCCAUUAAGUGCACUCUAUAAGGUUCGUUUUAACCCAAAUAUGGAUGCAUACACCUGGGUUUUGUCCGGAGGUCAGUCAGGUUUUGUGCGUGUGCACUGUAUACGUGGACUAAGCGACUCUUUGAUGCUGAAGCUGUUGCAUGAGGCUCAAGCUCAGUUCAGUGCCAUGUUCUAGUCUCAGGAGCCUGAGGACUCUGUGACAGCUGUUCAUCACAGCACAGCUGAUACAUUACAAGUGCACUAAUCUCCAUCCCCUCACCAUCUCUGAUCUAAUAGAGAUUGGUGGGGCCUAUGAUGUCAUAAUAGACUUAAAGGCUUGGUUGACCAGCCUUUCAUUUUUAAAUGACUUAUGUCACACCCACUUUUUACAUUUAACUUAUAUUGACAGCAAGAAAAACUAUUUUGAAUACAAGCCUCUUUAUAGUCCUGUUUUUAUAUGUUUGUGUAUUUUGUUUUUAUCAAUGUACUGGUGUACAGCGAGCAAAACCUUCUGAACUUCACAGCAUCGACUUAAACCUCAGACAAAAAUUCUGUUUGUGAUGAUUUCAGUUCAGGAAUAUUAUCUAAACUUGUGAUUUUCCUCUAAAUGUGGUGCCCUUUACAAGAAGUGUGUAAACUCUUAAAAUUGUCAGCAUUUACCAUGCUUUCAGGACUGAUAUAAGAUUGGUUUAGUGCUGUAUUGAUCAAACUUAAAACUUUAUCAAACAUCUUGACGUUUAGGGAGUUAACAUUGGGCUGGAUCUGUGCAAUUUCCUACCUUCAUAAAUAUCUGUUUCUGUUUUCAAACUGUUUUGUGUUUUUGUUUGUUUGUUUGUUUGUUUUCUUUAUACUGUCUAUUAAGGAUAUAAUUUCUUACCCUAAAACUACAUUUUAAAGGAAUAGUUAGACCAAAAAUGAAAGUUCUGUCAUUAUUUACCUGCCCUUAUUUGCAUUACUUCAUUUAAUUCUCUUGAAGAACACAAAAAUAGAAGAAUGCACUGUGUAAGUAAAACAAACAAGGACUGACACUGUCAAGCGUUAAAAUUACAAAAAAGCAACAUUCAAGUAUUAUAAAAGUGAUCCAUAUGAUGUGCACUAUAUUCCAAAUCUUAUCAAGCCAUACGAAAGCUUUGUGUGAGAAACGGACUGAAAUUUAAGUUGCUAUUUAACUGAAAAUCUUGACAUCCAGCCUAGUGUUCUUUGGCAUAUUCAUAAGAGAAGAAUCGAAGUCUAUUCUUUUGAAUCUGAUCUUUUCAAUUAAUCGGUUAAUCUAGUUCACAAAACCGGUCUGAAUGAUUUGCUCACAAAUUGGACUGAUCCCGUUUAAUUCAGUGAAUCAGUUUUUCUGGUCGGUGCGGUUAAAAGCUCACUGGAUGUGAAGAUUAUCAGUGAAUUAGGACUUACAUUUGGAGAUGUUCCUAACACAAAACUAUGACUUCUGAAUACUUCGAAUAUAUCACACAAUUCAUAUUGACCACUUUAAUAAUACUAGUGAUUUUGUUCUUUUUACAAGCUUGAAAACUUACUGUAAUUGCAUGGAAAAGAGCGACUAUUACAAUUGUUCAAAAUGUCUCUUUUUUGUGUUCCACAGAAGAAUGAAUGUCAUACGGGUUUGGAACAAGUGAAUAAAUGAAG
This is a messenger RNA of Xyrauchen texanus (razorback sucker), 5794 nucleotides long. RefSeq lists its product as uncharacterized. Lineage: Eukaryota; Metazoa; Chordata; Actinopteri; Cypriniformes; Catostomidae. Gene Ontology annotation, molecular function: zinc ion binding; protein binding. The record is from RefSeq and is a predicted model, not a curated record.